This is a messenger RNA of Aureobasidium pullulans EXF-150, 4935 nucleotides long. RefSeq lists its product as uncharacterized. The transcript has 3 exons. NCBI's taxonomy places the organism in Eukaryota, Fungi, Ascomycota, Dothideomycetes, Dothideales, Saccotheciaceae. The coding region runs from base 1 to 4935 and encodes 1644 amino acids. The record is from RefSeq and is a predicted model, not a curated record. Gene Ontology annotation, molecular function: structural constituent of nuclear pore. Gene Ontology annotation, cellular component: nuclear pore inner ring; nuclear pore. Gene Ontology annotation, biological process: nuclear pore organization.
AUGGACGAAUACGAUAGCUUGACCAGACUGCAAGGUCUCCAAGCCGACCUCGUCGCCUUUUCUGAAUCUCGCCUGCCCAAUGUUGAUCGCCUCUGGACCGAGUUGGAAGACAGCAUCGCGGACUUCCGCAAACUACUGGAUCGUCAGAACAAGAGCGACAGCAGUCGACAGAAACUUAAGUCUGCUCCAGUAACGAUCGAUGGACGCGAUUACGAUGUCAACGAAGACUGGCGCCAGGAGGUCAUCCAGGUCGCAGACGAGUUGAAUCUGGAUGAAAUGGACACUGCAAAACUAUACCUCGAAUCGCAGAACACGGCAGAAGAGCUUGGUAGAUCACAAAUAAUGGCCGCCAUAUUCCGCUUUCACGGCCACCGAGAAACGCUGCUCGAGUGUUUGCGCAUGACCAUCCAGCAAGCUGUCGACUGCGAGAACACCGACGAUCGUGACAAAUUCAUCAUCUGUGCCGGCCUGAUCACGGAAAAGCCCGACGCAACCUUCUGGCGCAAAUGUGUUGACUCUAUGGGCCAAAUCGAGCAAUGGUUACAGACUCUCCAGGACCGACUGAACCAGAUCGCCAUGAUCGGCCAGACGGCACACGGCUACGCACUGGAGACACUACAAUUCGAGAAACAGAGUUUGACCAAGCAACACGAAUCUAUGGGUGCUAUCAUUUCACACCUGGUCAAAGUCGGCACUGCAACUGUAGACGAUUACCGCCAUCUCUUGAACAAAACAUCGCAACUAGCCAGCCCUGACGACAUCACACUACAUUACUUGCCGGGCCUGGUUAGCUGUGCCUCAGUCCUUGGACCCGUCGACAGCGCUGCCAGUUUGAGAGAUGCCCGUGGCCUGGAUCAGUACUUUGCCGACAAAUCAGACAACUCGAAAUGGAAGCUGCCCGAUUUCCGUGCGGCCGCGACCGUUUUCUGGCUGGCUGAAUACAGCGGUCGCUAUAUCGACAAUCCCAUUGGCUCGCCUUUGAGAGGAGUAGACUUGGAAGCGGAGACCGAAUCACGUUCGCAGCGUUAUCUCGAUGCUGUCCGCAAUGGUGCUUUCGAAUUCAUCUUGUUCAUAUGCGCACAGGUGCGUGCUGACUUGUGGCAUGAUCCCGCAAAGGUUGGACUGGUAUCGUAUCUGUUGACCGGAGCGGAGCGCUUCAGAAACGGGCCAAUCAAGGCAUCCGACUACUUCCAAGAGAUUCUCGCUCAGAACCUGCAGCUGUUUGUCGACGCUUUCAUCACAAAUAUGCCUGACACCAUUCGAAGGCUGAAGUUUGAGGAAGACGAGCAGCGCCGUAACAUAAGCAUCCGCCAGUCACAUGGUACUCCGGAACAUGGUCUGCAUCUGGAGAGAUUCCUUGUCAUCAUUUCGUACGCCUUCAAAGGCUUCCCCGAGGCCGCUCAAUCGUUCUGGCAAGAUCCUGAUAGCAACCUUUACGGUUUCCUACAAUGGGCCUCAAAGCGCCAGUCUACUCCUCGAGCCGCCGCUUUUUGCGAGAUGUUCCUAUCUAUCUCUGAAGAUGCCGAAUGCGCCGAAGCUGCUCAUAAGUUUUUGAUGGACGAUGCAACAACAGCCGUGGCAAAGCUUCGCCGAGGAGCUCCUUUGAGCUGGGCGCAAAUUUUCAACGAACUGAGUUUCUAUGCUCCCGGUAUCAGUGAGAAGCUCACAUCUGCCUCAGUGCAAGGCGAUGGCGCAUUGGCAGGCCCGCUCAUUGAGCCCGAGAGCGAACUCAUGCUUGAAUGCUACCUGCGCCUUGUCACGCAUAUGUGCCGCUCAAGCUUAAGCGCCAGAACCUUCGUCUUGUCUCAUCCCACGUUUAAUCUGCAUGAGAUCGUGCUAAAUCUUACCGUCUCUGGCGUCUCCAAUCGUCUCAAGGCAUGCACAUUCAUGGCUAUCGCGGCCAGUCUGACAGACAAGAGCAUUGAUGCCGGAUAUGCACUCUGGGACUACGUUGACUCAUGGAUGUACGAUUCGCCUAGCCUAAGGAACUAUCUGGGCACAAAAACACCGCAAAACCCAACAGUAGCAAAGGAAGGACGUUUCCAAUCACUAUUGGAAGGCUUCGAAUUACCGAAUGCCUUCACGAGGCUCGUGCAGAGUAUGAUUGUGCCUAGCCCUGAGGAAAGCAGUCUGCAUGAUAUGCUUCCAUUCCCGGAACAGUUGGGUGCAACAUAUCGCAUGCCUGGUAUGGAUCCCUACGUCGACUUCAUAAUGGGCAGCGUCUUCCAGGAAAGGCUCGCUGAUCUUCCUGACAUGAAUCAAAUAUGGGAGUUGAGAUGUACUUGCCUCGAGUUUGUCUCUACUUGCCUUUCUACCUUCAACGAAGAUCUCGUUGUUUUUGCUAACAGUACAAACAUACCUGUUGACUCCAUUAUCUCCACCUCUUCUCUAGCCGCUUAUGUCCGAUUCCAUCCUUUUGCCCGUGUUAUGGAAUGGCUUUUCAACGACAAAGUCACGAACGCACUCUUCGCCGCUGCACACGAAGAUGUUGACAUCGUUAGUGCUGCUUCUCCGGGAUCGCCUAUGAUUGUCGCGCUUUGUCGCAGCAUCGAGGUGAUUAACCAGGUCCUGAAGCUGCAGUCCAUCUACUUUGACGUCGUACGACCCAUCGUCAAGACGCAGUACGUUGGUAGAGACAAGGCCAUCGCAAAUCCCGCCCUCGCUUCGUUUGAAGACGUUGUUCUGAACCACGUCAAUAUCAUCGUUGACCUCGGCCUAUACUGCGGAACGGGCCACCAGGAUUUGACGAUGCUUUCUCUACAACUCCUCCAAAAAUUGGCAACAGCUCGCAAGCUAUCUAUCGCGACCGGAGCAUCUUAUGGAGGUAGUCGUGUCCUCGCUGCAUUGCAACAAGACUUCGAUGUUGACCGUAUUGCUGCCUCUUUCGUCUCCCCCCUUCAGCUCGAUUCAAGAGAGCUCGAGAUGGGACCAGAGGGACCUGGCCUUGGCAUCAAGCAAGGCAUCUUAGAUCUGCUUAACGGCUCAUUGGAGACAGCAGGCAGUCGCCCAGCUCUGGCACAUUGCCUGCUGGGCUUCCGUUGUACCGACAGAGCCAUCAGCGUACCUCCGAACGGUCUGUUUGCUAACGGUGCCUCACUGUUCCAUGCUGUGGUGAAGCUCUCAGCCGAUACCAUCAGUUUGCCGCAAGUCAACGAAGCUGCCUGGCUCUCUUCAAUACGUCGCACGUCCUGCCAGAUUAUCUCGAAGCUUCUUCACUCUGCCUUGACAGAGCGCAUUAUUCUUGAAGAACUUAGAGAAUCUGGCUACUCUGAUGCUGUGGCCAUUGUACAAACACCUAUUGGUCCCGAAACUUUGUGGAGUAACCGACCUUGCGCCGACCCAGAAUUCCUGAUCUCGGACUCUGCUGCUGUCUUCAAGGACUUCCUCAUCCAGCGAACUAUGUUCUUUGAAGAAGCUUCUCUGGACAUUAGAGCGACUAUCCAGCGCAAUGCCCCGACCCAGCGUCAAAAAGUUCUAUCCUCCUUGUUGGGUGUGACUAUUCUGUCUUCCGGCGAGCAAGUGCAGAACGCGUCAAUCUUUGAGUUAUUUGAUUUCAUCGAUAUGGACAUCUCCCUACCUUUCGAGAUGGCAGAGAAGAUUCUUAUCGCAGGUCUCGAUUUCAGCUCGUGCAGGACUGACAAGUCUGAUUAUGGGGUGGUUUACGAUCUUGCGCUCGCCAAAGAGCUGUUGCUCCUACGCGAAGCUGACCUGCGCAAGGCUGGUAAAUUGAUCGACCCUGUAGCACAACAGCAAUGCGCUGCAGAGAUCGAUGCUGCCAUGAUGUGCUUGCAGUCAGAAAACAACUACGCUUCCAUCAUGUUGGCACAACGCUCAGCGCUCAAUGUAUGGGUCAAGCUUGUGUCAAUGAUGCUUGCUUUAGGCGACUUCCAAGCCGCUCCAAAGACCGCGCUGGCGCUGCAGGCUUUGCAGAUUGUGUUACCUAAAUUGGACAGGACGAUCGUCGAGGACUCUCCCGUCACAAUUCCGCUCGCAAAGCUCACAUACACAUUGAUGCGAGUGCUAGACUCUUCUGCCACAGACAAAAACGUGGAAGUUAGCGCAGUACAUGACAGGCUCACCGCGGCGUUCCGUACUGCUCUGCGCGGUAUUGGAAGUGCUUCUGGCGGUACCGAAUUACGCGAGACAUGUUACCAGACCAUUCGCCAUUUCAUUAGAUCCAUCUGUAAGACAUCGUCACCACUGCAACGCCAGACAGCCAAGAUUAUUGAGCAUGGCGGUGAGCGUUUGAUGGACACAAUUUGCGAAGAUGUCAUGUCUAGUGCUGGCAGCUGCAGAGUUUCUGCUUUGAUGGUGCUCGAGUCUUGUCUGCAACUCUUCCAGAUGAUCAAGUCUCCCUACUUGACACGGGCUAUGACCAAGUUGAACUUCACCUCGGUGCUUGUUGACGGUAUCCGUGGUAUUUCUGGCGAGUUCCAACAACAGCGUGAAGGACAAGAUAUUGCGACACUUCUCUCAUAUAUCCACACCGCGCUCUCAGUUCUAUUGCGCAUGUCUCACACGAACGAGGGUGCCGCUGCUAUCCUGGAAGCAGGUCUCUUCAGCGCCAUCCGCGACUCACAACUUUUUGCAACCGACCCGGACAUCGGUCUCGAUGUCGACAAUGUCGAAGCACUGGAGAACUUCUACCGCCUGUUGAUCUCCAUGCUGCGUAUCUUGACCUCUUGCGUAGUCAGCAGAGGAUCGCGCAAUCAGCACGUUCUGGCUCAAGGAAGAGCCUUCCUGGCUGAGAACAGGCAGUGCAUGCAAGGUGUCUUCAAGGCUGCGAUGAGAGAAGGCCCACAAGUUCGUCCCAGCAUCAAACAAGCUUUGGAGGAGUUAGUGGGUUGUUUCAGUGCACUGAUUCAUGCAACGGACUUUGUUGAGAGUGAUGAAGUACCAUUGGCUCAAAGGUCUCUGGGCAACAUGUUUACCUAG